This is a messenger RNA of Sclerotinia trifoliorum, 1387 nucleotides long. NCBI's taxonomy places the organism in Eukaryota, Fungi, Ascomycota, Leotiomycetes, Helotiales, Sclerotiniaceae. The record is from the annotation of a GenBank genome assembly.
AUACAUACAUGCUUCUGGAGCUGCAGGUCACACCUACUUGCAUAUUUAUCCAUACCAAAAUAGGAACCAAUCAUUCACCUGGUAUUACAAUACAAAUUUCGUAAAGAUCAUCUCCGUCAAAUCACCGUUGAAACUAUCUCAUCUGCAACCAACCACCCCAUUCUAUCGAAAGUUAUCCUACAUCAAUUUUCUUCUUGGUCCCCCAAUCUCACAGACAAACCCACAUCAAAAUGACUUACGACCGUCCCCGCUCCCGAGGCUACUUUGAACGCGACCGUAACGGUCACGAACGUAUCAUCUUUCGCUCAAACUCCAACUCCUGUCGUCCCACCUCUUCACAUUCACGUCGCUCUACCUCUCAACCUCGCACCAGUUCCCGCGAAAUAGCAAACGAACUUGAAGAACGCAACGCCGAACUACAUGCCGUUACCGAAUCACUCAGAAUAGAGUUAGCUGUCGUGGAAACAAGAAAUUGGCAGUUAAAUUCUGAUAAUAGUGCACUAAGAGAUAUUGUUAGAGUGUUGAAAGGGGAUAAAGAGGUUCUGGCAAUGGAUAAUGAUAAGAAGAGUAGGGAUAUUCAGUUUUUAGAGGGGAGGAUAGAUAAGUUGGAGGGGAAGAGAGAAAAGGCUGAGGUUAGGGGGGAGAAGGCGGAAGAGAGGGUUAGGAUGAUGAGGAGGGGGUUGACUGGGAGAGGGAUUUUAAGUGAGGGUGGACUAAAAGAGAGAUUGGAGGACAAAAUUGAGGAGGUGGAAAGACUUCAGGAGUUGCUUAGAGUUAUGGAUGCGAAGGUUAUUGAAAGGAAUAUGUGGUUGGCUGAAAAGGAUAAUAAGUUGGGGUUUUUGAGGAGGUGGCUUGUUGCGAGGGGAUUUCAUGUUGAGGGGGUCUGAGGGGAUUCCUGAAUGAAUUCUUUACUAGAAUGAGAAUUGCAUGAUCUAUGGUUCAGAUUCAACAGUCAAGCUGACGACGAUUUUCUAUAAAUCAUUGAUAUACAAACGAGAAGAGAGGCACAAUUACAGUUUCAUAUCACUUCAUCAACAACUUGGAUAUAGCAACAAAAAAGGAGAGAUGCUUAACCUUUUGGGCAGAUAUUAAAAUGUACGUACAAGAAGCUACACCCCACACCAAAGUUUACCCUCAGCAUCACGCGCUAAUCAUGAAUUCGAAUAGAAAAUUUUCUAUAAAAAAAAACGAGGGAGAUGGAUUUCACAACGGGCUUUUCACAUUCAAAUGAUCACAUAUCUCAACUGUUUAACUGUAGUCUGUUUGUAGUUACUUUUAAUUUAGUUUAUUUCAAUAUGAGUUUCCUUGCAGUUGUAAGAUCUUAGCUACAAUGCCGCAAAAUGAAAUAGUUGUCUAGUUUUACCUUUCUCCUGCUUCGACUUUUCUU